UGUCAGCCUCACGUUUAAGCCGCUGCCGGUUUGAGUUGUGAUCCCGUGUCUGUUGCCUCGUGUUCCUGAUACUCUCCUCCAAUCUUCUCCUAACCUGUGCCUGCCUCCUUCGUACUGCUUCCGUUUUUCUCCUGUGCACUUUCGUAGCUGUUUCGUUGUGUUUCCGCCAUAUCCUACUGUUCUCGUUUGCCUCCCACUCUUUUUCUUUCCGAUACUCGUUGCGUUCGAAUGCGACUCCCAUUGCUUCCUCCACUUCGGCGCGUCGUGUUGGGUGAAUCUCUUGGCUCUGCUGUAGUCCUGCUUGUACAUAAUCUUCCUUCCUUCGCUCCCUGUCUGCUGGUUCCUCUGCUGGUCUCUGUCUCGGUAUUUCCUGCGCUACGUUCACCUCCCUAUACUCAGCCAUCUCCAUCGCCUCGAGUUCGGCUGUCACUGCAGCGACUGCAGUCUCCUCAUCCUCCGUUGCUCCUUCGACCUCAGUGGUGUAGCUGUCGUAGGCUUCCUGUACUUUCUGACCGUGUUGCUGUUCGUCAAUACUUGCUGUUUUCCAGUUUGCAACUUCCCACCACCAACACAAACAACCAUGCUGGACAAGACGCGUCUUGGGACUAUGAAGAGUCGGAGCCGGUGACAGGUACGAAACUCAGUGGCGGGACUACUCAAUACAACGCGUGGGGCGCAAUCAUAGCUCCGCUGGGGACUGUCCGUGAUAGCGAUAUCGUGGCCGGCCACAGCAUCGGCAAUGCAGUCCGUGGCCAUCUGAUUAGCCAGCAGUGACCCCUUUGCCUCCAGCCCAAAGAUAUCGAUGGGAACCAUUUAUGGAUGCAAACUGAAAGGUCUCGCUCAGUGGGCAGCAGUAACAGAGACCGCCAGAGCCGUGUUAGACAUGGUGCGGUCAAGCGAAAAGCACCGUCAGAGUGGAAGGAUUUUCCAAGGCGCAAGAUAAUUCAGGACAAGUAGUUGUAGACAUUUUGUGUGUAAGCAAGCACAUAGUCUUAGUUUAGAUC
Messenger RNA from Gamsiella multidivaricata, 1004 nucleotides. RefSeq lists its product as uncharacterized. The transcript has 3 exons. Bases 229 to 774 code for a protein of 181 amino acids. NCBI's taxonomy places the organism in Eukaryota, Fungi, Mortierellomycota, Mortierellomycetes, Mortierellales, Mortierellaceae. The record is from RefSeq and is a predicted model, not a curated record.